Capsella rubella is the source of this 2698-nucleotide messenger RNA. RefSeq lists its product as uncharacterized. NCBI's taxonomy places the organism in Eukaryota, Viridiplantae, Streptophyta, Magnoliopsida, Brassicales, Brassicaceae. The transcript is spliced from 6 exons. The record is from RefSeq and is a predicted model, not a curated record. Bases 183 to 2330 code for a protein of 715 amino acids.
CAGAAACUUACAUAUAUAUAUAGACAGAAUCCAACUUCUUCUUUCUAUUCAGAUUCGCACGUUAAAACUCUAUCUUAGAUCAAAUCAACACCUGAUAAUGAGCUGAUCUGCAAAUUCCUCUCUUAUUCAAUCUUCCUGAUUUUCAAUUUCUUUUCUAGGGUUUCAAAAUCCGGGGGGAAAAAAUGGCAGAAGGGAUGGAGACGGAGAUGGAGUUCUCUGAUGGUGAACAAACUAAUACUAAGAAUGCAGAUGUUGCUGCCUCCCAAAACGCUGCUUCUACUGUGUAUAACAGGAAUCUUUUGGCUGCUUAUGGAAACGCAGCCACUGGAUUAGAGAAAGGGAUACAAAGGAGACCUCAGGAUCAUCAUGAACAGCUACAUGGCUAUAUCUUUAUGUGUAAUGGGAGGACGAAAAACGAUUGCUACCGUUACCGUGUUUUCGGGAUUCCGAGAGCAAGAAAAGACGUUGUUGAGAGUAUCAAACCAGGGAUGAAGCUUUUCCUCUAUGACUUUGAGAAGAGACUUCUCUAUGGUCUCUAUGAAGCUACUAUUGGUGGCAGGUUGGACAUAGAGCCUGAAGCUUUUGACAAGAAAUAUCCUGCUCAGGUUGGAUUUAGAAUCGUCAUGAACUGUUACCCCUUGCCAGAGAACACUUUCAAGUCUGCUAUCUAUGAAAAUUACAACGGAUCCAAAUUUAAGCAAGAACUUGCUCCUCACCAAGUUAUGUCUUUGUUAUCAUUGUUUCGUCCAUUUACUGCCCCAGAACUCGAUGUGUUGCCUCAUAGAUUGGCUUCCAGAGCUUCUGCACCCAGGACUCUAUCUUUUGAGGAAAGGUUCAUAGCUUCUACACAACGUAGAAAUGCUUCAUCGGUUCUAGAUCCUCUGUAUGCUCGUCAUGCAGAACCACGGCCUGCCUCUCUUAUGGCCCAUCUGUCUGUUUCCGGCACAUCUCUGCUCCAACAUAGUUACUCUAGACAAGACGACUACACUACCCCACCUAAAGAAAAUCUGUCAAAUUUGGAUCAGCCUUAUUAUCCUACGGAAGCUCGGCAGCAACGGUUGCUCGGAGACCCUCAUCAGUCAGAUCCUUCUCGGUCAUCUAUACAAGACCCUCAACUCAAAUACCUAACCAUUUUAUCUAAUAUUCGGAGAUAUGGAACUGCCCCAGAUCGCUUGGCCUCAGAAAAUGAAUAUUAUCCGGCAACACCAUCAGAGAAGGACCAGUUUGCUUCACCUUAUUCUGAUAAGAAAUAUUACCCUUCGUCAUUAUCUGGGAAUGAGCAAUCGUCUGCACCUGCAGCGAAUGGGAGUGUGCUGCAUAGAAGUGAGUUCCAUACUUCGGCAUCACAAAAGGAAGGGGAAGCUAGUCAGCAGCAGGAGAUUCCUGCUAGGACUUACUAUCACCAAGAAGCAUCUACAGUUUCAAAUACUACGGUAUCCAUGCAACCAGAUAUGCAGGCAGUUAGUGUUGCUCAAUCUCAUACUCAGACAGCUGGCUAUCCUACACCUGCACAUGGUGAAGCUUCACAACCAGCUGCUGGAACAACUGGUUACACACACCAACCUCAAAGUGUAAUGGGUAAUUAUACCACGCAUAUACAGCCUGGGAAUGUGGAAGAAAGUACACAGUCGUAUGCUGGGACAGUUAGUUAUCCACAGCAGCAAUAUUAUGCAGCUAUGGGGCAUACUACUCAACUCUAUGCUGGUGGAACUGGGAAUAUUCAAAAUUCCCAUGAUAUUGGGUACGUUCAGCAACCUCAUUCUGUAGUAAAUGGGUACGUUCAGCAACCCCAUGCUACAGCAACUGGAUACGUUCAGCAACCCCAUGCUGCAGCAACCGGAUACUCUCAGCAGAACCAUGCUGCAGCAACCGGGUACUCUCAGCAACCCCAAGCUGCAGCCACAGGGUACUCUCAGCAACCCCAUGAUGCUGCAGAAACCGCGUACUCUCAGCAACCCCAUGAUGCCACAGCCGGGUACACUCAGCAACCUCAUGCUGCACCGACUGGGUAUUAUCAGCAACCCCAUGCUGCAGCAACCGGAUACGCUCAGCAACCCUAUGCUGCUGCAAAUGGGUAUGCUCUGCAACCACAUGCUCAAGCUGCUGAAUACACAACACAACCACAUGCUCAAGCUGUUGGUUACAUGCCGCAGUACCAUGCUCAAACUGUUGUAUACAGUCAACAAGGUGUAACGCAAGGUUCUGUACCAGGGGCCCCCGGGACAGCUGAUUGGAAUGCUGCGAACCAGGGAUAUGCAACAGGAGAUUGGAAUCAGUCUUAUUACCCUCAAACAGCGGAUGCAACCACAACCUAUUAUCAAGCAUCUUAAAGUGUGAAGUGUUGCCAGUCUGGUUUGCCAGAGAGAGGACUCUGUUAACUCUCGUGAUAUGGGAUGGUGGGGAGGCAUGGACUCAAACUGGUGCGCUUACUGGAAAAGAAGAUCAACAACAUAAUAGCUAGAGUCCCCAGCUCUUUUACUGUAAGUUUUUUAAAGUUCUAUCUUAUGGUUUUGAUCAUAUUCAUUCCUAAGCUGCACAAGAGGAAACUCCUCAAACCAUCAAAACUUCUUUUAAGUCUCAUUUCAGGAGUGCAAUCUGAAAUGCAAUUCUGAUUGGGAUGUAAAACUAAUAAUCCUGUCAUCAAUACUAAAAACAUUUCUUUUAUUAUGUUCAUGUUUAAUACUUGGGAUUUACUACA